Chionomys nivalis (European snow vole) is the source of this 4434-nucleotide messenger RNA. RefSeq names its product sterile alpha motif domain containing 5 (gene Samd5). Gene Ontology annotation, molecular function: protein binding. The transcript has 2 exons. Lineage: Eukaryota; Metazoa; Chordata; Mammalia; Rodentia; Cricetidae. The record is from RefSeq and is a predicted model, not a curated record. The coding region runs from base 102 to 623 and encodes 173 amino acids.
UUUCUUCUCCCCCACCCCCUUCCAGGAGAGGAUUAAAAGUUCCAAGAACUGGUACCGCCAGUGUCACUUGGGUACUCGCCGGUGAGUUCCCAGUCUCAGCCAUGUGCACCAACAUAGUUUACGAGUGGCUGAAAGCGUUACAGCUCCCGCAGUACGCUGAGUCCUUCGUGGAUAAUGGUUACGAUGACCUGGAAGUGUGCAAGCAGAUCGGAGACCCGGACCUGGACGCCAUCGGGGUACUGGCUCCGGCGCACCGCCGGCGCAUCCUGGAGGCUGUGCGCCGGCUGCGGGAGCAGGACGCGGCCGCCGCCGGCCUCUACUUCACGCUGGAACCGCAGCCAGUGCCACCCGCACCGCAGGUGGACGCUGUGCCACCAGGCCGCCGGGGGGAGUCAUGUGGCGGCUCGGCCCAGGGCACUCGCGGGGACCCCCGUGGUCAGACGAGCGCUCCCCGCAGCAGGGAGCUGGUGAGCUACCCCAAGCUGAAGCUGAAGAUCAUGAUCCGGGAUAAGCUGGUCCGCGAUGGUAUCCACCUGAGCAAGCCCCCGUACUCGCGCAAGGUCCCAAUGGCCGGCAUCCUAGCGUACUUAAUGAAUUGGCCGAAGUCAUCACAGAACCGCUAGCUAUGAUUUUUGAGAGCCCGUGGAGGACUGAUGAGGUGCUGAAGACUGGAAAAGGGCAUAUUUAGACUCUCCUUUCACAAAGGGAACUGGAUGAUGAUGGUGACUCUGGAAACACUCAUCAGCUUAAAUUUUUGGCUUGGAAAGUUCUGGAAUAACCAACUUAGUAAGCUGAAUAACUUACGUGUAGCUAGUGUAAGGCAGCAACGUGCUGCCCACGAAAAUCCAUUGAACUUGGUUUAAAAGGACACUCCAUGAGGGACUAAGUUCAAUACAUCUCUUGGAAUUUCUCUCCUUUGCUCUUUGAAUUUUUCAUUGUAAUAGAUGGGGUUAAGACUUGUGGGUAAUUACUAAUUUUAAGUAUACUAUACCAAAAAAGGUUUCUUACAAUAGAUAAUUAAUUAUAUCACUUUCAAGUUAGCCUCUAUCUCGAGAACAGUAACUUUCAUUUUAUAUUUUAACAAACAAGUUAUUCUACUUUGGCUAGAGCUCUGUUUUUAUUAAGUUGUGAUAUGUCGUAUAAUCCUAUAUAAAGUAGUUUGGUGAAGGAACUCUUACUUUAGGUGCUUCAUAUGGUGAGUUCACAUAUAAAUAGAAGCAGAAUACUGACAGUUUAAGGAAGAAAUUCUUUUCUAACUUUUUAAAUUUAAUCUGGUGGAGGUAUGUUGUUCCAUUAGGAGUGCUGUGUCCUGACAUGAUAUUGAACACAUGAGUUGUUUCAUUCUUCCUUGCCCGGAGUCUUCCCCAGCCCCCCACUUCCCAAGUUGCCUUGUAUCAUCUCCCUCUCUUUAGUAGACUUCUGAUACCAGUUUUGGGGCAGGGACGUGACCUGUGGCAGUAGGCAAGAGGAGCCUUGUCCAUGGACCAGUACUUGAGGAAGAUAGAGGGAAAUGGGUGGGAGUGAGGAAAUUAACACGAAUCUGGAGUUUGGGGGUUUGUUUUAUUUUCCAUGUCUCAUCGUUAUUCCCUUUGGAUGUUGUUAGUUUGAGUUCCUGCUAAGAAAAUGCAAGAGUGAAGAUAGGGUCUGAUCUUAGAUGAGAGAAGGCUAUGGGAGAUUAAACAAUGCCAGCAAGCUGUGGGGGCUAGCAAGUUGAGAGAGCCCCUCAGCUGUCCUGUACCGUGGAAUUGUCCCUUCACCACUCAGAAGUACAUCAAAGAUGCAGGCUUAUGUCACUAAAAUUAUGGACAAGAACAGGAAACCUUUAAAGGCAAGAGAUUGGCAUUCAGCUUGUGUCUGGGAACAGGUAGGCAAUUAAGAAGGGAUGAGAUUUCCAGAGGCAUUCCUGGCACAAAUACUGUUUUUAAAAUCUAAAAUUUAAACACUCGAGCUGCUUUCAGAGAUUAAUUUAUCACUCUGUAAAGCCUUUCUCGAGAUUAAGUACAGAUGUAAGGAAAUUAACUCCCAAGAGCAUGUUGUGAGUGGCUCCUUCUCCAAUACAAUCAACUGCUCCGUCACCUUUUCAAAUAAGCUGUUCUUUAAGAUACCUGUUAGACUUUCUUAUUUUGAAGAGGUGUGGGUGUCUGCAUAGACCACUGAUAUGAUUUAUUGUGAUAAUGAAUUGCUUCCUGGUUGAGACCUCAUUUCCAGGUGCCACCUCCGUGACGGAUUUAUUUCACAGAUGUCCAUUUGCAUGCAUUUGUUGAACUGUGGCUAGUAAGGACCCAAUUUCUGAAAAAAAAAUCUAUUAUUUACCCUAGAGGCAAUAAGAAUAAAAUCCUUUGCAACCAAAAAGGGCUCUCACGUCCUUUUAAGUUUUAUUUUCCAUUUCAGUGAUGUCCGACUUCAAUUAUUGGGCUGAAUUUAAAUCUUGUUUCUACGCCACAUUGGAAUUCGAAAUUAACAAUAGCCUACCUAAAUUAUGAGUCACAAUUUAAGAUGGUAGAAUAGCCAGUGGGUCUGAAAGGUUUCUUGGGUAAAGAAAGGAGAAUAAAGCUCCACGGAGAGAAUCAGUGAGAAGGAGCUUGCUAUUUUUUUCCUGUGCAUUAAAUCAAAAUGAGGUAAGACAGCAUACCAAAGGAACUCUGCCCUUGAAUUGUUCUAUAGGGACUUAUCUUUAGGAAGAGUCAAUUUAUCAGCAUGUCUUUUCCUUUUAUCUAAAUACUGGUGAUUUCAUUAAUAUCUGAAUGUAAAAAAUGAAAAUAUGAUAACAGCAAGACUUGCGCCUUGAUAUGUCAAUUCAUAGUUCCCAUGCAAAUCAGAUUCUAAGUGACAGGGUCUUAUUUUAUAAUAUUGAGAGGCUUAGAGAAUCACAGCAAAAUUUUCUUCAUCUUAAAAAAAUUGGGAGUGUAUGAAGAAAUCCAACUCAUGCAAAAUAUUGCUUCAUCAAGUAGAGUGGCACACAUCUGUAAUCCCAGCUGAAUUCCAAGUUCGAGGCCAGCCUGGGCUAUGUAAUGAGAAUUCUGUCUCCAUAAACAAAUCAGAACAAAACAGAAUAAAAUAGGUGGGACUAUGGAGAGAGCUCAGUUAGUCAAGUUUGUGCCAUGAAAGCAUGAGGACCAAUGUUUGAGCCCUAGAAGAUACCACGUAAAAAAGCCAGGUAUAGCAGUAUGCACUGGGGAGGACAAGAUGACAGACCCCUGGGGCUUGCUGGCUGGUCAUUCUAGCCUACUUAGUGAGUCAGUCAUAGGCCAAUGAGGGACCCUGUGCCAAAACAAUCAAAGCAGAAAAUCCAAAACAAGAUGUUCCUGUAGAGCAACACCUGAAGCUGACCUACACAUGAGUAUGUAUGUGCGCACUUGCGCACACACGCACACACAUACACAUACACGUGAAAACACAAUUAGGGAGGGAGGAAGAGAAGGAGGAGGAAAAGAGAGAUAUUUCUGGGCAUAAAGAAAAUAACAAUUUAAGGAAAAAAAUAAAGCCAAAAAUCUCAGAAGCAAAUGUAUAGCCAUACAAGAUAGUAGCUUCUCAGUCCAGAAAAUCAAGUAUUUUUUUAGAUCAGAGAAGUUUGCAUCAUGGUUGGUAAUUUGAACUACAGGAGGACAGGGAGCAUGAGGGCUUCCUUUGAAAUUACUCAAAUCAUAGUUCAGAUUCUAGAACAAUCCCAGUAGUGCUUUAUUGAGCCAACACUCCAAGGUACACAAACUCUACGGUAGCUUGAGGAACCAUUGCAAAUAACACUGAAACUUAAAGCUUCUUUUCUUUCAUCCAUAAAAUGGCAAAAAUAAAUAUCCCUUCCACUUAAGAAGCUUAGGAGUUCUGCAGCUUAUAUCUAUUUUCAGUCCUGGGCUCAGACAUGGCAUCAGCAAGCAUUGACUGUCUCUCUCCCUACCCCUUCCUGAAUGUCAGUGAUUUUCUUCAUUUCUUUUUAUGUGGAAGAGAUUACUUAAAACCAACUAGAGAACCAAGUAUAUAUUGCCAUGUUCUGCUGUUGUUCAUUUAAAAAGGCCUUUUGCUUUUGAGGGGGGCUCAGAAAAAGCUACCCCCUGUUAUCAUACUAGGAGUUCAGUGAAUGAUUAGUAGCGGAAUGAAGAGAGUUUGAUUUAACAAUAGGCUGGGAGAUGGCUUAGUCAGUGAGAUGCUGCCCUUUGAAGCACACAGAGCUAGUUAGACCCCAGAAUCCUCAUUUAGAAAGGACAAGUCUUUGUAAUCCAUUGCUGGAGAGGUGGAGACCAUUGGACCCCUGGAGCUAGCCUGGCCUACUUGAUGAGCUCCAGGUCAGUGAGGGACCCUUGUCUUUCUCUCACAUGUCCAUAAGGUAGAUGGAAUCUGACGUACAAUAUCUGAGGUUGUCUUUUGACCUGCACACACACCUCCUGCUCUAACAUACACACACAUACACACACACUAGAAAGGGUUCAAAUUGUCUGG